CCUUCGCUGUCUCUCUCCGCAUCCCUUCACUCUCUUUUUCUCUCUAAUCUUUUCUAUCUCCCUAUGCUUCAGCUAGCGCUGGCUUUGUGUAAACCCUAGAAGAACAGCGCUACAAAGCCAUCUCACUGAAAUUCAGCAAGGGUUUUAGGUUCUAUUAGUCUUGCUCGAUCAUCGGAAUUUCAUAUUUAUAAAUUUACGUACACAUAUAAGAGAUAUAAAAAUUAUGGAUCUUCAUAGCCUCGCCGUUGUCCUCCAAGCUGCACUUAGCCCCAAUCCCGAUGAAAGAAAAGCUGCUGAACAGAGUCUCAAUCAGUACCAGUACACACCUCAGCAGUUGGUGAGACUGUUGCAGAUUGUUGUAGAUGCUAACUGCGACAUGGCAGUACGUCAAGUUGCCAGUAUUCAUUUCAAGAAUUUCAUUGCAAAGAAUUGGUCACCUCAUGAUCCUGACGAGCAAUCAAAGAUCUUGCCUAGUGAUAAAGACUUGGUCAGGCAGAACAUACUUGUGUUUGUACCCCAAGUUCCUCCUUUGUUGAGGGUACAACUGGGUGAGUGCCUCAAGACAAUGAUCCAUGCAGAUUACCCAGAGCAAUGGCCAAGCCUUUUACACUGGGUGAAGCAUAAUUUACAAGAUCAGCAAGUUUAUGGGGCUUUGUUUGUCCUUAGGAUUCUUUCUAGAAAAUAUGAGUUCAAGUCAGAUGAGGAGCGGACACCAGUUCAUCUCAUUGUUGAGGAGACAUUUCAUCAUCUGCUAAGUAUAUUUAACAGGCUUGUCCAGAUUGUCAACCCUUCACUGGAAGUAGCAGACUUAAUCAAACUCAUUUGCAAAAUUUUCUGGUCAUCCAUCUAUUUGGAGAUUCCGAAGCAGUUAUUUGAUCCAAAUAUCUUCAAUGCUUGGAUGGUUCUUUUCUUAAAUAUAUUGGAGAGGCCUGUCCCAUUAGAAGGCCAACCUGCAGAUCCGGAGCUCAGAAAGUCAUGGGGAUGGUGGAAGGUUAAGAAGUGGACGGUUCACAUAUUAAAUCGCCUGUACACCCGGUUUGGAGAUUUGAAAAUUCAAAAUCCCGAAAACAGAGCUUUUGCGCAGAUGUUCCAGAAGAAUUAUGCUGGCAAAAUUUUGGAGUGCCAUUUGAAUUUGUUGAAUGUGAUCCGUGUUGGUGGCUAUUUGCCUGACAGAGUUACCAACCUCAUUUUGCAAUAUCUAAGCAACAGCCUUUCAAAGGCUAAUAUGUACACUCUGCUGCAACCAAGACUUGAUGUUGUUCUUUUUGAGAUAAUUUUUCCACUUAUGUGCUUCAAUGAUAAUGAUCAAAAGCUUUGGGAUGAAGACCCGCAUGAAUAUGUGAGGAAGGGUUAUGAUAUAAUUGAAGAUUUAUAUAGUCCUAGGACAGCGGCAAUGGAUUUUGUAAGCGAGCUGGUAAGAAAACGUGGGAAAGAGAACCUUCAAAAGUUCAUCCUAUUCAUUGUGGAGAUUUUUAAGAGAUAUGAUGAUGUAGCGGUGGAAUAUAAACCCUAUCGACAAAAAGAUGGUGCCCUUCUUGCUAUUGGAGCACUAUGUGAUAAAUUGAAACAAACUGAACCUUACAAGUCCGAACUGGAGCGUAUGUUAGUGCAACAUGUGUUUCCUGAGUUCAGCAGCCCUGUUGGCCAUCUUAGAGCCAAGGCAGCAUGGGUUGCAGGACAAUAUGCUCACAUUAACUUUUCAGACCCAAACAAUUUUCGUAAAGCAUUACACAGUGUUGUUGCUGGGAUGCGCGAUCCAGAUCUUCCUGUUCGUGUUGACUCGGUCUUUGCUUUGCGUUCUUUUGUUGAAGCAUGCAAAGAUCUGAGUGAGAUUCGACCUAUUCUUCCUCAACUACUUGAUGAGUUUUUCAAACUUAUGAAUGAAGUGGAAAAUGAGGAUCUUGUGUUUACUCUUGAGACUAUUGUGGACAAGUUUGGGGAGGAGAUGGCACCUUAUGCUUUUGGAUUAUGCCGGAAUUUGGCUGAUGCAUUCUGGAAGUGCAUGAAUACUGCUGAAGCUGAUGAUGAAGCUGAUGAUCCAGGUGCUUUGGCAGCAGUUGGUUGUUUGCGUGCCAUUAGCACAAUUCUUGAAUCAGUGAGCAGGCUUCCUCACCUUUUUGUCCUCCUCGAGCCAAUUCUGCUUCCAAUAAUGCGUAGGAUGUUGACUACUGAUGGACAAGAGGUCUUUGAGGAAGUUUUGGAAAUCGUGUCGUAUAUGACAUUUUUUUCACCGACGAUAUCCAUGGAUAUGUGGAGUCUUUGGCCAUUGAUGAUGGAAGCAUUAGCUGAUUGGGCUAUUGAUUUUUUUCCAAAUAUUUUGGUUCCACUUGAUAACUAUAUAUCCAGGAGUACUGCACAUUUUCUUACGUGCAAGGAACCAGACUACCAGCAGAGUCUUUGGAAUAUGAUUUCAUCUAUCUUGGGAGAUAAAAAUUUGGAGGAUAAUGAUAUUGAGCCUGCUCCUAAGCUCGUCGAAGUGGUGUUUCAGAACUGCAGAGGGCAGGUGGAUCAGUGGGUUGAGCCAUAUAUUAGAGUUACAGUUGAGCGGUUGCGUCGUACUGAGAAACCAUAUUUGAGAUGCCUGUUGAUGCAAGUGAUUGCUGAUGCUCUUUACUACAAUGCAUCAUUGACACUCAACAUAUUGCAAAAACUUGGUGUUGCCACAGAAAUUUUUAACCUUUGGUUCCAGAUGUUGCAACAAACGAAAAAGAGUGGGGUUCGGGCCAAUUUCAAAAGGGAACAUGAUAAGAAAGUUUGCUCCUUGGGAUUGACAUCAUUGCUUCCUCUUCCUGCGGAACAAUUGCCUGGAGACGCUUUAGGGCGUGUUUUCCAUGCCACUCUCGAUCUACUUGUUGCCUACAAGGAUCAAGUGGCAGAGGCUGCAAAGGAAGAAGAGGUUGAAGAUGAUGAUGAUAUGGAUGGUUUGCAAAGUGAUGAUGAGGACGAUGAUGGUGAUGGGUCUGACAAGGAAAUGGGAGUUGAUGCUGAAGAUGGAGAUGAAGCUGACAGCAUUAAACUUCAAAAAUUAGCUGCACAGGCAAAGGCUUUCCGCUCAGCUGAUUCAGAUGACGAUGAUUCAGAUGACGACUUCAGUGAUGAUGAAGAUUUGCAAUCACCCAUUGAUGAGGUUGACCCUUUCAUUUUCUUUGUGGACACUAUCAAAGCUUUGCAAGCAUCAGAUCCGUUGAGGUUCCAGAACCUCUCACAAACGCUUGACUUCCAUUAUCAAGCACUUGCUAAUGGUGUUGCACAACAUGCUGAGCAGAGAAGGGCAGAAAUUGAGAAGGAAAAAAUAGAGAAGGCGUCUGCAUCAGCUGCAGCUGCUUCAUGAAGCUGGCGUAGACGAUGUUGUGGCUUGAAUUUUUCUUUGCUCUCCCUGCCCUUUGGUCAUUCCGUUCAUUUAGUAAUGGCUUAUGAAAACCAAGAGUUGUUGCAGAGUCUAGGUGGAGUUUUUGAUGGGUUUACCGGUCAUGGAGUUCAGUCAGCCCCAGUGGGUCUUCAGGGUUGAAUGUACAUCCAAGUUACCGGAGAUGAGCAGAAUGUGGAGUAAGGAACUCCACAAUUCCCACAUUAUUUUCUUAAUGUGGGUUUUGGGUUGAGUCAUUGUCUGGUGAGUCGGCUAGUCUAUGGCAGUAGAUGCCUGUCUUCACCCCAUCAUUCCUUUUGUAUUAGGCUUUUAUAGGGGAUCAAAUGCCCAUUUCAGGGUACAUUGGUUUACAAGCCCUCAAAUCUGGUUUAGCAAGAAGGGUUUCACUCAUACAGGUUAUCAUAUUUCUCCGUCAGUCACUUGGAUGGAUCACUUGCAGCGGUGUAUUGAUAAUUUUUUGGUGAAGAGCGACAUGCAAAUUUUAUUUUUUCUUUUUCCUUUACUUUUAUCCGUUAUAAUAGUUUUCAGGUUCAAUGUGUCAUUGGUUAAUUUGGGGGUUGGUAUUUUUUGGGUCAUGGCAGAAAGCUCAAGCGAGCUGCUUUGUGGUGAAUGUAAAAUAACUAUUUUUUCUUGUUGAUUGAUGAGGAGGCUUGUGUUCAAUAUUUGUUACUGGUUCCUUGUA
Cornus florida is the source of this 4049-nucleotide messenger RNA. Its product is annotated as importin beta-like SAD2. Gene Ontology annotation, molecular function: small GTPase binding. Gene Ontology annotation, biological process: protein import into nucleus. The transcript is spliced from 22 exons. The record is from RefSeq and is a predicted model, not a curated record. Gene Ontology annotation, cellular component: nuclear envelope; cytosol. NCBI's taxonomy places the organism in Eukaryota, Viridiplantae, Streptophyta, Magnoliopsida, Cornales, Cornaceae. The coding region runs from base 224 to 3331 and encodes 1035 amino acids.